AAUUACCUCCCUCUGACAGGCCAUGUCUGUGAUAGGAGACCGAAGAUCCAGAGAGCAGAAAGCAAAGCAGGAACGAGAGAAGGAACUGGCCAAAGUUACUAUCAAGAAAGAAGAUUUGGAGCUGAUUAUGAACGAGAUGGAGAUAUCCAGGGCAGCGGCUGAGCGCAGCUUACGGGAACACAUGGGAAAUGUCGUGGAGGCACUAAUCACACUUACCAAUUGAGAGCUGAUUUACCAAGGGAGAGAAAGAAUGUUGCCUUUUUUUCAGCAUGUGGUGUACUGUCCUCAACACAUUAAAGCUACUGGAAUAAAAAGUGGCAUUUGCAACACGAUGUGGUUUACAUGGGAUUGAACAGGAUCCACUGUAUGACCUCUACCCCUUCUGUGGGGUAAGACUGGUGUUAGAAACAGACCUAUUAGCUCUUCCACAUGAAUGGAACAUCUUUAUUAAUGUCCAAAAUAACAUUUUUGUUGGCUUAAUAAAACAUACUAUAACACAAAACAGUGUACAAGCUUAAUCAGACUGCAUGUUACAAAAACAAUAUAUAAAGGGGGGCUGGGGCAGCAGAUUUUUGCAGGUCGUGAGCUGGUCCUUGAUGCACUGUUGGCAUUCUGGGAGCAAGUAAUAAACAAAAAGAUUCUUGCGAUAGGAAACAUAAAGGCCAGUAAUAGACCAAAUGUCUCUUAACAGGAGGACGGGUAGGCAGAUCCUUUGAUGGCUGAGAGCGGAGAAGCACUUGGUGGUCUUUGGGCAAAACUGCCCAAAGGUGGCUCCAGUUGACUAAUGCCAAUGGAUCACCUUUGCUUCAUCAUCUCCAGCAUUAAGUGCAAUGGCUGCAACCUUGCAGAGCUGCUCAGCAUUUUACACAGGACCAGCUCUGAAGCUCACACCUGCUUUUAUUUUUCAUUACUUCCUGUUUGCUGAAGGGUUCUGGAUAACUUGACAGCUUGCAGACAGUUGUGUGGAGUGAAAGGUAUUAUGUGGAUUUUGCUUUUAGUUUUGGAUUUUACCGACUACGUUUUCCCUACUAACUUGUGCAUGGAGAGUCUGACUUCCAUCUGUCACUCAAGUUUAUGCUUUCAGUUUCUGUGGCAGGCCGUGGCUGGCAUGUUGUGGUAUGAAGACAGUUAAACUAUGGGCACAGAGGACAUACCAGCAGUCCCCAUCAUCUGACUGUUAACCUAUUUUAAAAACUGCCAGUCAUCUUAUGGAAAUGAGCACAGCCCUGUUAGGGACAAGGAGAAAACUGAUGAGGCCUCAGCCCCAGCUGGGUGUUUGCAUCAAGCCACAGAGGCCACAUCGUCAGAGCUUCACUUCUGCCACCCGCAGGCCUUAGUUACAGCUGUCACAGCGCUUCCUCCCGCCCACCAUCAAGCAGCACAGCAGCAGUAUUGUUUAAAAAACCCUUUAAUAUGGUUUCAUUUUACUUUCCCUCGCUUGCAUAAAGAACAAAAAAAAAAUUUACAAUCUGUC
Gekko japonicus is the source of this 1474-nucleotide messenger RNA. RefSeq names its product huntingtin interacting protein K (gene HYPK). The transcript is spliced from 3 exons. The record is from RefSeq and is a predicted model, not a curated record. Lineage: Eukaryota; Metazoa; Chordata; Lepidosauria; Squamata; Gekkonidae. The coding region runs from base 23 to 223 and encodes 66 amino acids. Gene Ontology annotation, biological process: negative regulation of apoptotic process; protein stabilization.